Molecule: messenger RNA, 1637 nt
Organism: Mangifera indica (mango)
Lineage: Eukaryota; Viridiplantae; Streptophyta; Magnoliopsida; Sapindales; Anacardiaceae
Product: WD repeat-containing protein DWA2-like
Exons: 13
Coding region: 56-1126 (356 amino acids)
Biological process (GO): protein ubiquitination
Molecular function (GO): protein binding
Source: RefSeq, a predicted model, not a curated record
CGAGAGAAAGCAUUGGUUGUGGGUUGGGGUGGCAUCAGCACCUGGAAGUGUAAGAAUGCAAGGAGGAUCAUCUGGCAUUGGCUAUGGUCUCAAAUAUCAGGCUCGCUGCAUUUCGGAUGUUAAAGCUGACACUGAUCACACUAGCUUCCUCGCUGGAACUCUCAGUCUCAAAGAAGAAAAUGAGGUACAUUUGCUUAGGCUUUCAUCAGGCGGAACCGAGCUCAUUUGCGAGGGUCUGUUCUCGCAUCCUAACGAGAUCUGGGACCUGUGUUCUUGCCCGUUCGAUCAACGCAUUUUCUCAACCGUCUUCUCCUCUGGUGAAUCAUAUGGAGCAGCAAUAUGGCAAGUCCCUGAGCUGUGUGGUCAGUUAAAUUCACCUCAGCUGGAACGAAUUGCCGAACUUGAUGCCCAUGUUGGUAAGAUUAAUUGCAUUCUUUGGUGGCCAUCUGGAAGACAUGAAAAGUUGAUUAGCAUUGAUGAGGAAAAUCUUUUCUUGUGGAACUUAGAUUGCUCCAAAAAGGCUGCCCAGGUACAAUCCAAAGAGUCCUCUGGUAUGCUGCACUACUUAUCUGGUGGGGCAUGGGAUCCACAUGAUGCAAAUUCUGUUGCAGCAACUUGUGAAUCAUCGGUCCAGUUUUGGGAUUUAUGGACGAUGAAGAAGACAAAUUCAAUUGAGCGUGCUCAUGUUCGCAAUGUGGACUAUGACACCAAGAAGAAACAUAUACUUGUCACUGCAGCAGAUGAAGAUGGGAUACACAUAUGGGAUCUUAGAAAGCUGAAGGUACCUAUCCAAGAGCUCCCUGGACAUGCACACUGGGCAUGGACUGUCAGCUGUAAUCCUGAAUUUGAUGGCCUCUUAUUGGUUCUCUCUCUCUCAAGUGCUGGAACUGACUCAACUGUCAAUUUGUGGUUGACUUCCACGUCUAGUGGUGGUGAUCUGCCAUCUGAAAGCUCAAUUGAAUCACCAACUCAAAGGGCUAAUCCAUUAGUUAGUUCAUAUAGUGACUAUGAAGACAGUGUAUAUGGCCUUGCUUGGAGUUCUCGUGAGCCUUGGAUUUUUGCAUCUCUGUCAUAUGAUGGGAGGGUAGUAAUAGAAUCAGUAAAGCCUUUCCUUUCUAAAAAAUGAAGUUGAACAGAAAUCGCCCCUUCACUUCUCCUGUGAAGCUGGUUGGUCGUGUUCAUCCCUUGUCUGGUUGGUUUUCAUUGCUUAAGAGAAAGAUCAGAGAACUUCAUCUGAUAACCAGAUCAAUUAAAGCCAGUAUGGUUGCAAUAAUGGAUCAAGGGGGACGGUAGUACCAAAACAGAAACUUCCAUGAAGAACUUGAUGUUUUGAAAAUCUAUUUGCAGAUGAUUGUGGUUUCACUAACAUUCAAACUGUUUUCAAGGUUUGUACCAGUCAUCAAACCUAUUCUAACAUACAGUACCAUCCGCCUCCAGGUCACCAACCCAAUAAAUUGUUCUGUAAGUUAAACCAUUUUGGUUUUAAUUACUCUUCUGUUGUUUUGCCUCUCUGGAAUGUUCAACUAGACUUGGUUGUACAGUUCAUUGGGCGCUCUGUUUAAGAUUGAUCUGGUGAAAGACCUGUAUUGUGCCUUUUCGCUCUUUGUUAUCUAUAUAAUGAGUGUGUUUGAACUCAA